ACGGUGUUCCCAUGUGCAGGAACUGACGCUGGAAGUGGGUUACUGGGACACUGAGAGUAAUGGUCAAAUACUGAGAUAUACUCUCAAUACUUGACCAUCAAUGGAUAAAGAAAGCAUACACGAUCAAGCAUGGAAAAAGAACUAAAGUUACAUAGCCCAGUUGGGACGGAACCUGCAAUAUUUACUUGGCCAUUAGCUUCGUCGGAUAAAGACGAUGAGAAUAACGAAAUUGUUGAAACAAUCAGGUGGGUACGUGCUGACUAUCCAGAUUUGGAUUAUGCCUUGGCCAAUCAUAUACUGCAGGAUUAUGACACCAAAAGUUAUGAAAGCAUGAAGAACUUGUGUGAUAAGUACAACAGAACAAUAGACAGCUUCAAAAAUCUGUGGAAAGGAGCCUCUAGACCUAAGAAACAAAGUGACAAAGCAUCUUCAGGGCUACUCAAACACAUUCUACAACAGUGUUAUAAUAUAUCAGUAGAAGAUCCAGAAAGAUUGAACCAGUAUGAACCAUUCUCUCCAGAGGUGUAUGGAGAGACAUCAUAUGAACUUGUUGAUCAGAUGAUAAAAUCAGUCAAUUUUACUGAAGAUGAUUACUUUAUUGAUCUUGGAAGUGGUGUUGGUCAGGUAGUUUUACAAGUAGCAGCAUCAACACCUUGUAAAAUGUGUUAUGGUAUUGAGAAAGCAGAAUUUCCAGCAAAGUAUGCAAUGACUAUGGAAAAAGAGUGCAUAAAGUGGAUGAAAUGGUAUGGUAAGAAACAUGGUGACUUUCUUAUACAGAAAGGAGAUUUCCUGGAAGAAGAUGUUAAAGAAAAAAUUAAUAAUGCAACUGUUAUUUUUGUAAACAACUUUGCCUUUGGACCUCAAGUAGAUCAUCAGUUGAAGUUAAGAUUUGCCAACAUGAAGGAAGGAGCUAAGAUAGUAUCAUCUAAAGCAUUCUGUCCUCUCAAUUUCCGUAUCACAGAUAGAAAUCUUAGUGACAUUGGUACAAUAAUGCACGUAGCAGAGCUGUCCCCAUUAAGUGGUGCAGUAUCAUGGACGGGGAAACCCUUUGCCUACUUUGUACAUACAAUUGAUAGAACAUUGUUGGAAAAAUACUUCCUGAAAUUGAAAAAUCCUAAGAUGAAGGAUGAUGAAGAAGUUAGAAGAGACCGGAGAGGAAGGUUAUUGGAAAAGAAGGUUAAUGAAAUGAACAAGGAUGAAAUAAAGAACGGUGUGCUAAAACCCAAGAAAGGAAAAGAUAAUUGCUCAGCCAUUCGUACAAUAGACUUUGACAGUAACAGUAAUGCUAGUACAAUAAUCAGUGAUACAACAGACGAGAAUAUCCAGGUACAGGGACCCACAACUCGCCGACAGUGGUCAGAGUUGGUGUCCAAACCUAAAUCUGAUAGUGCUUCAAUGGUGGCCUCCUCUAAUGAGGAAGAGGAUAGUGUUAUAAGUGAGGCAACAACAGGGUCCCUUUCUCAGUCAAACAUAGAACUGGAUGUUGAGAUGGCACAGAAAGUAAAGGAAAUGAAGAAAAAUCAAACAACAAAAAGGUUACAGAAUGGACGUCACAAAAGAAAAAGAGAUGUUCCAAAUGGACGAGCAAAAAGAACAAAUUUCUCUACAGCAAAAUCGAGAGCUGCAAAUAGAAACAAGAAGAAAGAGAAAGUUCUUGCGUUGGAUAGUUUGAAUCUGUUACAUACACACACCCUCAUGUCAACAUCCAAUUCAGCAUCUCCAGAGAACCAGAGGAACUGGAAUGAUAGGAGUAUGACUGGAGUAUCCUCUAGUUGUUUCAAAGCAAUGACACAAGAUCAUACUAUAUCUAGAUUAGAGACAGAGCAGGCGUUACAUCAGCUCUUAGAGUUGUUUAAACAGCAAUAUUCACAGUUCCUGUCUUAUAUGCAGACACCUCAGUAUAGAAUAUCUUUGCAGCAACAAAUUGAACAAGAGAGGGAAAAACAACAGAAAUUGAAAGCUAAAGUACAGCAGUUAGAUAAACAUAUAUCUAGUAUACAGAAAGAAAGUGUAGGACAUUUACAAGCAAGAUUAAAAGAGCUUGGUAUACAAGCAUCAACUCCAGCAGAAUUCUUGUUGCAGGCAAAACGUAUUGUACUGGAACACAAGGAGUUGGAGGGACAAGUGAGUACCGUAGAACAACAAAUUAAACACUUGGAGAAAAUAAGUCCGUUGGAUGGUGGUACAAGUGUGUUGGCAGAUAAAACAACUAAACUGAAUGGAAUCAAGAAUGGCUACCACACCACCGAACCAUUACCUGAUAUCAUAAUGAAGGAAGUUAAUGCAUCUUAUACACAGAAAAAGAAACUAAUCAGCAAAGUGAAACAACUAGAGGCUGAAGUUACAGAAUUAGAAAGGAAAAAUAAUGGUCUUCAGAAAGAAAACAGGAUCAAAGUAGAACAAGAAAAUAGAAUAAAAAUAGAAGAAGAAAACAAGAUAAAAGUGGAGCAAAUUAAAACUGAAAAGAAAAAAAUACAAAAGGCAGCUACUUUAGAUAAAUCAGGGAUUGACAUUAAAACAGUGAUUCAUCCAACCAUUACUCAGUCAGCUGCUCAGUAUGUCCAUACCAAGACUCAGGCAUCAUCUAAUACUCAUACUAUCUCAGGAAAAGCCAAUCAUUCCAUUUAUAUAGAACCUAAGAAGGAAAGGCUACCUACUUCUGGUUCUACUCAGGUCAACAUGCCAACAUUUAGAUCUCUUCUUCAAGCAACUGGCGAACAAAUGAAAAAUCAAGAGGAAUCGAAAAGAAAGAUUCAAAUACUGAUGAAUCCUAAUCCAAAAAUAGGAUCAAAAGCUAGUGCUAAACCAAUAAAACCGAAUCCUGUCCAGUUGAAUGGGGCACAUAAAAUUGUUUAUUUAGUCAAAGAUAACACAGUUCCUGCCAUUGGAACCAACAGAACAUUACUGAAUACAAUCAAAGAUGUUAAUGCACGUCCUUCUCUGCCCAUCAGUAUUCCAUUAGAUCAUCUGCCAAAAGAUGAGUUACGUGAAAAAAUAAAAAACAGUUCAGUGAAACCAGAUGUCAAUGAUAAGCCAAAACAAAUAAUUGAUAUGGACUCUAUGUACUCUCCAAUUAGUAGACCAAGCAGUCAGGGCAGUACCACAGAUACAGCAGAAGAACCACCUCCACAUUACCAACCUGAACAAAAGAUUUUUCCACAAACUAAACACCCAAAUUAUAUCAUAUACCCAAUGGCUUCAAAGCCAUCAAAUUUCACUGUUAAUAACUUUGUAGAAAAUGUAGUCAAAAAUGAAAUGGGUCGUCCUCAGAAACAGCAGAUAAUAUUUAAUGGAGCGAAGAAAGAAAGUCAACCUGUCAAUAGUUCACAAAGUGAUAAAAUUCUAGCUGAAGCAUUGUUACAAAUGUCAAAAGCACAGAGCAAAGCACCAACAGGACAACAGUUUCCUUCCUAUGUUACUAAAGUUUAUGUUUCACAACAGAACACGAAUGUUAACAAUAGUGCUGAUAAUCAGAAAUUAAAACGCAAACGAUCUGACUCUGCACAAAGUCCAGAGAAAAGAAAAAUGCCUUAUAAACCAUCUGUUAAUUCCAGUCCAUUAAGUUCCAUUCCAUCACUGAUGAGUAUAGCUACUAGACCAAUCGGUAUCACAGCCCUUAAUUCACCAGAGAAAAAAUCAUCAGAAAAACCUAUUGUUCAUACUUCUAAUAAUAAAAAUAAUCUAAAGAGGACACCAACUAAUGGUUACACAACAAAUGAAUUGUGGAAAUCUCCAGACAAAUUUGAUAGAUUUGAUGCAUUAGUUGCUCUGGCCUCCUCAGAACUUGGUGGUAAUCAAACACCUAUCAAAAAAAUAUUUCCAAAAAAAUCUGGACCUAAAACUCCACCUGGAUCACCACCAUGCAAACGUAAAUCUAGGAGGAGUAGGUCAUCUAGUAGUGACACAAGUUCAAGUCGAUCACGAUCUUCAAGUUGUUCUGGAUGUAGUUCUCGUAGUCGAAGCAGGAGUUACAGUAGCCGAAGUAGGAGUAGAUCUUCAAGUUCUUGUUCCAGUCGUAGUUCUGUCAGCAUAAAACGUAGUAAUAAAAGUGCAUCUGUAAAGACAAGUAAUCCGGGGAAUCAAUUACAGUAUUAUUCAAAUAAUAAGCCUUCUAUUGCAAUGUCUAGUAUGAACUAUAUACCUAAUAAUAAUAUAAUACUCAGCCAGCAAUUGAAUACCGGUGUAAAUCAUCAUCUCAGUAAUAGCGCAUCAUCAUUACUUCAUCAACAGGCCAUUAGUCAACAGCUUAAUAAUCAUGCUACGUCAUUACUCAACCAACAGGCAAGUAGUAAUGGAGCAAUAAUUAACCAACAGUCUAGUGGACCUUUACUGGCAACUCCAUCUAAUCCUGGUGGACCUUUACUGGCCACACCGUCUAACUCGGUUGGAUCUUAUGUUCAAAAUGGCUCAAAUUAUUGUUUGGUUAAUAGCAAUGCACAUUUAAAUGGUGGUGGAAUGGUCCUCAUGGGUGGACCUUCUGGAAAUGCACCAAUACAGAAUACUGUCCCAAUUUUGCCAGGGACAUCACUACCUAAUAAUGUUGUACUUCUGUCAUUCUCACAACAAAAUGGAGGACAAAUUGUCAGGACGCCUACACCAACAAACACAGUUCCUGUAGGAAAGAAAAAAAUAGUGGAAAAACUACAUCAACCUCCACCUCCUCCUCAUACACUACUAGGUAUUGGUGGUUACAAAUCUAAACAACCAAAUACAUCUCCUCAAAGAUUUAACGUCCCUGACAUGACACGUCCACCGCCUAACAUUAACUUGUCACCAAAUACCGCUGGACACAACAAAUCUCCAGGACUAAGUCCACUAAAUGAUCCACGACCUAUGUUUAUAAACCAUCAGGUGAUGACACGUCCACAUCAGGAAAACUUGGGUCUACGUCACAAUAGUCCUCAUCACAGACCUUAUAAUCCAUCAGAAAUUGGUUUUACUGGUCAACAACAUGUGCAAUCUGCAAAUAAGUACCGUCAGAAUCUUCCAUCUAACCAAUUAGGAGAUGGUGCAAGAUUCACACAAAAUCCUAGAUUCAACAUGACUAAUGUUAGACCAAGAUUUAACUCAACAGCACAGCAAGGUUGGCACUGAUACAGUUUCCUUAGUAACUGAUCAUUGGUGUCAAGUUUACUGAAAAACAGUUUCCAUAGUAACCAAUUUAUGAUGUCAAGUUUACAGAUAAGCGAUCACCACUGACAUGUCUUUCUGUCAUCUUUGAUGUGCCAAAUAAAUGAAGAUCUUCAUAUGUCAUAUUGCUAGCAUUAAUUCAAAAAUAGUGUAAAAUGUAUGGUGAAGAAGAACAUGAUUAUAGAUUAAAUUAUGAAAGAUGAAUAAAUGAAGACAUUAAUUUCAUAAGAUAAAUUUAAAUGAUCAUUAUUAAAGCCUUAAUACCUGAAAAUUAGCAAGUUAAUGUUUACGGCCAGUAAAAUUCAUUUAUUUCGAUAUCAAAAUGGCAAAAUUUUAUUCUUCAUAUUUUUUUAAUACUUUAACAUAAUAUUAGAAAAUGUUGUUGCUGAUGUUGCAUUUGCUAAUAUAUAUUUGAAGUAGCUCUUUUUUUAUUAGAUAGAUAAAAAUGUUUACAAAGUCAGCGAUAAAUAAAAUUUGCUCAGUUUAUGUUUUAGGCAUGAUCUUUUUUUGUAUAAUGAUAAAUACAGUCAGCCCCUAGUACAAUUUUGUAGUCAAAUAAAAUAUUUUUGGGGAUUGAUAAAACUUUUAUUUCUAUAGAAAAAUAUGUAUAAUAUCAAUGGUACAUAUAUUUUUUUAAUAAGUUUUUAACAUAUAUAGCAAGAGUACAAAAUUAAUUUCGUUUUUCAAUAUUUCCUUAAUUUUACAUUAGGAGAUACCUAUUAAUCAUUCUUAUCCUAUAUCUGCUGAAUUUUCAUGUUGUUUUUUCAUCACUCAGGAUUCAUUUGUUGUAUUGCAUGAUUUUUUUGUUAUCUAGAAUAUAUCCGUUGUGCUUUUAAAUUAUAUUCUUAAAAAUUGAAAUUUCAAAUAUAAUAUGACCGUAUUGAUAAGAUAAGCCAAUUAAUUUUUGUAAAAGUGAAAAAUUCGUGAAAAUAGAAUAAGCAAUGGAUUCAAGUUAUUUUAAACAAAAUAUGUUGCUUCAUUAUAUUCAGGAAUGGUUUUAAAAGGAUUAACUUUUGUCUAUUUACUAAACUUUUACAAGUAUUCAUUCAUAAUUUAAGAUUGUGUCCUUUGAAAUGGAUGAGGUUUAUUGUAAAUCAAAAGAUUUCUGAAGGAAGAAAUUAAUUGCAUGUCACAUGAAUUCGGCCAAUUGUGUUUAUCAUUUUCAUCGUUCAUGAAUUUACUCCUUUUAUGACAAAAUUGAAUAAGGCUAUUCUAAAAUUAAAUGAAUGGGGGUAGGCACUCGUUUCUCCUAAACCUCCUGUAAAAUUUUUAAUAAGAAAUUGAAUGCACUAAAUAUGAACCCCAUUACCCCUAAUAAGCAGAGGGGUGCAUUCUUUUACUUUGGAGGGCAGAAGGGCGGGGGUUAAGGCAUCAAGGGCAGGCCGCCCUUCUAUUUAGGGCAGGCGGGAACACUGCCCUUUAUUAUUGAAUUAUUGAUAGUGCGUGCCUUCCAAAUCUCCUCCGAAAUACAUACAAUUCUGAAAUAGCUUUUAACAAUAUUUGGUUAUAACACGUAAUUAUAUUGGGGUACUGCUCUGAUUGUCUUCAGCUCAUUAUGAAUUAAGCUUAUUUUAUCAUGUUAUUAGGAAUAGAUUUAGUUUUAAUUAGGGACAAAAUUAUUUUUAAGUGUUUACAAUAAUAUGUUUUAUAAUUUUUGCAAUUUACAUAUCACAUGUGUUUUAGUAUGAAUUGUUUUAUAUACAGCCCAUUGCAUUGGACUGUUAGAUUUUGGUGCUGAAUUAAAUUAUAUAGCAUUGUUUAAGGGAAUUGUUUAUAGACUGAUGAAUUGUUAGUGCUAUUGUUAAAAAAUUUAAAUGUUUUUAUGUUGCAACAUGAAUUAAUUUAAAGCAAACCUCUUAUACAAUGUUGUUAACAGAAUAAUGCAAAGCGCUGUAGUGACUUUUCUAUUAACAUGUAUAGCAAUCAGAUGAGGCACUCGUGCAUUAUUGUGUUGUUUAAUUAGAAAAAUGAUGAGAAAUUUGUUGUAAGAUGGUUUCUGCUAUGCCAUCUUAAGUCCCAUAUCUUGGCACUAUACAUGUUAAUGGUAAAGUCCCAAUUGAUUUGUUGAUUUUUGCUGUAAAAGUAAAUUAUUUGAAUGCUUCAAAUGUACAUAUGUGUAAGAGUAUAUUCAGAAAAUGUAUUUGUGUUUGAUGGAUUAGAUAAGGCAUUCUGUUGUGGAGUCAACUUGGUAUGGAAAGAGUGUAUGAAAGAUUUUUCAACCACAUUGAGUGUACAAUAUAAUUUCUGUCACAAAAAAAAAUCAUUCCAGGUUUCCCCAUAUUAUUUUACAUAUAGAAAUGGCAUCUUCUCAUUUAUGCAGAAAGAAAAAUAUUGUAUCAGCUGGCCAGUCAAAUAAUAUUGUUUUCUUUUGAGCAUGUUUUUUUUACUAAUUUGAAUGUACAACUUGUUUUUUAAUGUUAUUUUUUUUACCAUAAUUUUAAAAUAUGAUCAGUUUAGAUAAGCAAAAUAAAAUAGUCUCAAAAAGUUUAUAUUUUGCAAAAGAUACAUCAUGGAACAUCUUUUUACUUUUUCAUUCUAUCACAAGUUCUCUUAAUGAAGAAUAUUUAUCCAUAUGUUAGUUGUUAAUUCAUUUCCAAAAUAUAUACAUGUAUCUGGAAAAAGAUUUAAACAUACUGCAGUAGCAUAAUUUAAAAACAUACAAUAUACAGAUACAUGUUUCUUUCUCAAAAUAAAUCGAGAGAAAAAUAACCAUUUUGCACUUGCAUUACAAGUACUUCAUUUUUAUCUCACCUAAACAUAAUUUAUAAACAUUGGUUUUUUUUCUUGUCUGUCGUGAAAGUUUGAUAGUUUACGAAGUCAUAGGAAAAGUAAAAUUUGACAGGAUUUCUCCAUAUCACAUGUAUUUGAUACUCUUAUUUAAUGUUUUGAUCAGAUUUUUGUUCCUUAAAUUUCCCAUAAGAAGACAUGGACCUUGCCUUUUAACAUAUGAGGAAACUUGUCAAUAAAAAGUUCUAUACAGUUAACAUUGGGAUUGAAUGAAUGAACAAAAUUGCUUAGAGUUUUCAGGGUUGUUUUAACAUAGACAGGAAGAAACAAGGGAGACGUGAUUUCGUUUUUCAAAAUUAAAGUUUUUCAUCCAUCUUUUGUGAAAUUUGAAUUAUUAAAAAUAUAAAUAGAUUGUCACAUACACACACAAUUUUUGAAAAGCAACAUAGACAAAAUUUCAAGUUUUAAAGAUUUGCACAUAUCCAUAAUUGAUCAUUUUCAGAAUUUUUAUGCUCAUUUUUUAACACAAAAAUAUUAUCCAUCUUCUUGUUAUACUUAUUGGGUAAAAUUAGGUAAAGGCAGCAGCUGAUUAAUUAUCGGUGGAUUAAUAAAAUAUACUGGUGAUAAUUAUUGAUAAUUAGUUUAUACGCUUCAGGUUUUAUAUAUAUAUAUAUAUAUACAUACAUAUAUAUGAUGUAUUUAGAUAAUUUGAUUCAGGGCAGCUGAAUAAAUAGAUUUCUAUUGGUGUAUGCAUAGUCUGAUGAGCUUGUCACUGUUACAUUAUUUUAAAUUUGUUAAGCUGCUAUCCUGAUCCCCCUGUAUUUCCUUGUGGAUCUAUAAAGAUCUAUCAACUUCAUAAAAUAAGUUACUGCAUAUGCUAAUAUGGGUAAAUUUUUUCUAUUUUAUUUUAACUAACAUCAUAACAGAGAAAAGAUAUCAAUCAAAACUGUGAAAAUAUGAAGUAUUGAUAAUGGAUCCACAUAGAAAUAUAGAGGUACAGAUGAUGUGGUUUGGAUAUGUCAUUUUACCUUUGCUUGUUUAUUUUACCCACAAUAAGUUUGUUAUUAUAGUCAGUAACUAAAGGGAUUGUAGUUUUUCAUUGUAAAUAUUUCACUUGUUUAAGUUAAUUUUUCCAAUAUAAGUUGCAUCAGUUAAUUCAGAUCUCAUUUCAUCAAUAAAAUUUAUAAACUGUC
Mytilus californianus (California mussel) is the source of this 9050-nucleotide messenger RNA. RefSeq names its product histone-lysine N-methyltransferase, H3 lysine-79 specific-like. The coding region runs from base 130 to 5094 and encodes 1654 amino acids. Gene Ontology annotation, biological process: regulation of transcription regulatory region DNA binding; DNA repair; DNA damage checkpoint signaling. The record is from RefSeq and is a predicted model, not a curated record. Lineage: Eukaryota; Metazoa; Mollusca; Bivalvia; Mytilida; Mytilidae. Gene Ontology annotation, cellular component: nucleus. Gene Ontology annotation, molecular function: histone H3K79 methyltransferase activity. The transcript has 24 exons.